Molecule: messenger RNA, 840 nt
Organism: Durusdinium trenchii
Lineage: Eukaryota; Dinophyceae; Suessiales; Symbiodiniaceae
Source: the annotation of a GenBank genome assembly
AUGUGCGAGGUGAAUGAGUCAGAUGUCAAUGUGACCUUGGAGGUGGUGAAUACCAGCGCCAACGUCACAGACACUACAGUUUCCCCGUUCCCAGACCGGAGGUUGGCUUUCCUCGAAGUGGCUCGUCGGCUUCAAGAACUCGUGGUGCGCGUGGACUAUGUGGUCACCACUGAGGUGGCGGAUGAAAGCACCGCGGUCUCCCGCGGCACAGAGAUGCUCACAGCGCUCACCCUGCCAACGGAUGAGCAAUUCGCUCAAUCCAUCACUCAGGCGAUCGAAGAGGCCUCAGAGGGCAACUCCUCCUAUUCGGUGACGGUGACCGCCCGACAGGCCAACAUUCAGGUGGUCAUCGGAGAUGAGGUCUUCGAAGCGCCGCCAGUGGAGGUGACCACAACGGAAGCACCUCCUGGACCGGACUACAUGGACGCUGGCACGAUCGCUGGCAUCACCAUUGCCUUCAUCACCCUCCUGAGCUGUGGCCUUUGUGUGGGCCUUUACUGCGGACGCUUCUACAUCCGCCGCCGGGAGAAGAAGAACAAGCACCACUUCAUGCAGGAGACCGGCCUUGACCCUGACGACGAAGGUCGGAACGCCCCGGACGUCGAAGUGCCCGACUAUUCCAAUGCUGAGAACUUUCAGGAUGAGGAGUCAGAGCAGUCGGAGUCCUCGAGCUCCCUGCCGACUCCCGAGGAUCACCCGCAGGCAGAUCCAUCGCGUCAAUCGCGCGACAGCAAUGAGGCAGAUCCGUCGCGUCAAUCGCGCGACAGCAAUGAGGCCGGGCCAUCACGUCCCUCACGACCCUCCCAGACCUCCAGCGUCGAUGUCGUGACCGCCAUUUAG